GCGAGCGCGAGAGUGAUGUAGGAGUGGUUUCUCUCUCAGACACAUUAAACCAUCUCACAGAAACGCUAUUUCACGAAGCUUUGCCUUAAAUUCAUAAUCACAGCAGCUUCCAGGCGUUACCCACGCGUAAACACAGGAAUGACAGAGAAUAAAGUUCGUCUCGAGUCUCCUCGGAUCUGCUAGGUCAUUAUCCACACAGCUGGAUUAACGGAGCUUUGUCCUGGUCCAACUUCUCCUCGCUGGAAUGUGCCGUGAUUGAAGGAUCUGGCCCGCUGUUACACACACACGGACUGACACACACUCUGGGUCGGAUCACACACACUCGCCUGGACGUCGUCAUGUUGGCUCUCGUGUUGUUCGCUCUGCUGGCUGUCCGCUCUCACGCUCUCGAGGUCCACGUCCCAGAAUCCCCUGUGGUGUCUCAGUUUGGGAUGGACACAGUCCUGAACUGCUCUUUCUCCGGGGUCUCAGAGUUUAACCUGUCGGACCUGAGUGUGUUCUGGCAGCUGUCGGACACCAAGCGCAACGUACACAGCUAUUGGCUGAACCGGGAUCAGCUGACCGACCAAGACGAGCGCUUCUCCAACCGCACCAGCCUGUUCCCUGGUCAGCUGAGGUUCGGGAACGUCUCGCUCCUGCUGAAGAACGUGCGCGUCGCGGACGAGGGAAGUUACUCGUGUUUCGUCAGAGUCCAGGAGUACAGCAGCGGAGCCAUGCUAAUGCAAGUCGCAGCGCCGUUCUCCAAACCCCUGGUCACCUGGGGCAGCGAGUCCCUCCUGAAGCCCGGGGACGCGGUGGCCCUCACCUGUGUGGCGUACGGGGGGUAUCCCGAGGCGCAGGUGCUCUGGCAGGACGGCGCGGGGCAAAACCUCACGGACAACGUUACCGUCUCGCAAGUAGCGAACGAGGAGGGUCUGUUCAGUGUGAAGAGCGUCCUGACCGUCAUUCUGGAGCCCGACAGCACAUACACCUGCAGACUGACCAAUCCACUGCUGGGAGACGAGGCGCUCGCGUCGGUUACCAUCACGGGUGAGUCGCUGAGCUCAACCGAACCAAAAGAUCAUUUCCUGAUGACUCCUCAAACCUCCACAAAAAUAUAUCAUCUGCAAUCAUGA
Molecule: messenger RNA, 1115 nt
Organism: Pimephales promelas (fathead minnow)
Lineage: Eukaryota; Metazoa; Chordata; Actinopteri; Cypriniformes; Leuciscidae
Source: RefSeq, a predicted model, not a curated record